Molecule: messenger RNA, 4619 nt
Organism: Alligator sinensis (Chinese alligator)
Lineage: Eukaryota; Metazoa; Chordata; Crocodylia; Alligatoridae
Gene: SYT5
Product: synaptotagmin 5
Exons: 8
Coding region: 118-1404 (428 amino acids)
Biological process (GO): calcium ion-regulated exocytosis of neurotransmitter; regulation of calcium ion-dependent exocytosis; synaptic vesicle endocytosis
Cellular component (GO): dense core granule; axon; synaptic vesicle membrane
Molecular function (GO): clathrin binding; calcium-dependent phospholipid binding; syntaxin binding
Source: RefSeq, a predicted model, not a curated record
CCAGCCCCCUUCCCCCUUUGGGGAGCACUCAGGAAGGUAAUGGUAUCUGGAUCCCUCAGGCCAUAGGACAGGAAAGGGCCCUGGCUGCCUGCUGGCCUUCCUAGUGUCCCGAGCCCCAUGUCCUGCCCCCCUGCCAACCUCCCCACAGGUGCAGAGAUGAAUGCGGCACGGAGAUCAGCCAUGCUGGCCACAGAGGGGCCAGCACCCCAGCCGCAGGGGACUCGCAACACCACCCAGGUGCCCACACGAGAAAACUUCUCCAAAAUGAAGGACAAGUUCAUGAACAAGAUCAGCAAGCUGCCCAUCCCACCCUGGGCUCUGGCCACAAUCUUGAUCGUCGCUGGACUCCUGCUGCUGUGCUGCUGUGUCUGCCUCUGCAAGAAGUGUCUGGGCCGGAAGAGGAAGGGCAAGAAAGGCAAGGACAAGGUGAAGGCCCAGAUCAACAUGAAGGAGGUCAAGGACCUGGGCAAGAGCUACAUCGACAAGGUGCAGCCUGACAUAGAGGACCUGGACCCAGCACUGGUGCAGGAGCCGAAGGAGGAGAAGCCACAGGAGAAGCUGGGCAAGCUGCAGUACUCGCUGGACUACAACUUCCAGAACGGGCAGCUGGUGGUAGGCAUUCUGCAGGCAGCUGACCUGCCAGCCCUGGACCUGGGGGGCACGUCCGACCCUUACGUCAAGGUCUUUCUGCUGCCUGAGAAGAAGAAGAAGCAUGAGACCAAGGUGCAUCGCAAGACCCUGAACCCCAUCUUCCACGAAACCUUCACCUUCAAGAUCCCGUACGCAGAGCUGGGUGGGCGCACACUGGUUAUGGCUGUGUACGACUUCGACCGCUUCUCCAAGCACGAUGCCAUCGGGGAGGUGCGCGUGCCCAUGAGCUCUGUGGACCUUGCCCACAUCAUUGAAGAGUGGCGUGACCUGCAGUCCCCCGAGAAGGAGGAGCACGAGAAGCUGGGCGACAUCUGCUUCUCCCUGCGCUAUGUGCCCACGGCCGGGAAGCUCACCGUCAUCGUGCUGGAAGCCAAGAACCUCAAGAAGAUGGACAUGGGGGGGCUUUCUGACCCCUAUGUGAAAAUUCACCUGAUGCAGGCCGGGAAGCGGCUGAAGAAGAAAAAGACGACCAUCAAGAAGAACACUCUGAACCCCUACUACAAUGAGUCCUUCAGCUUUGAGGUGCCCUUCGAGCAGAUCCAGAAGGUCCAGGUUGUCCUUACUGUCCUGGAUUAUGACAAGCUGGGGAAGAAUGAAGCCAUCGGGAAGGUCUGUGUGGGUUGCAACGCUACAGGCACAGAGCUGCGCCACUGGUCUGACAUGCUGGCCAACCCACGGCGGCCCAUUGCUCAGUGGCACACCCUCCAGACAGAAGAGGAGGUGGAUGCUGCCCUGGGCAUCAAGACCUCCUGAUGCCCCUGCCCACCGCCUGGGCUAGCGUACCGUCUCCUGUCCUGAGCACGUGGGAGCGUGUGGGUGAGGUGCCCCUGGACAGUGCGUGUGUGGCAGAACCCCUGUCAGCCUGUUUCCUCUUACAGAGCCAUUCCUGUCGAAACACCUCUGAGAAACCCCUCUGUUUUUUAUCCACUGUGUGAAAAGAGAGAGAGAGAGAUUUGUGUUGGGUCUGGAAGCUGAUGGGAGGCUUACUAUAGGUCUACUACAGGUUUACUUCAGGUUUACUAUGGGCUGAGUAUAGAUUCGCUAUGGAUUUGGCAUUGGUUUAUGAUGGGCCUCCUAUGGGGUUCAUAUGGGUUUACAGUGUAGGGUCAUUCUGGGCUUACCCCUGGUUUAUAAUACCACUGCAGUAGGUUUACACAUUUGGACACAGUGUUCCCUUGGCAUGUGUGAACACUGGGCCGUGUGUGCGAAUGUACUUUCAGCCUGUCUACUACAGCUUUACUUUAUGGGGAACUUUAUGCAGUCAACAACAAAUUACUCAGCCAAGUUUGAGCCCCAGGCCUCAGGAGUAAACCUGUUGUAAAUCUGCGUCCAGCAGGGUUACAGCAUGAUUUUUAACCCCUUCUUGCAUUUCACAUCUGGGCCUCCAUCAUAGAGCGUUUAUGGCUGCGUUCACUAUAGGUUUACAAUAGGUUUAUGUGUGUGAGCGAUAACAUACUGCCACAUUUGCAAAUUAAGCUUCAUGUGUAAUUCUGUUGUAGAUCUCUUGCCUAUAUUUUUUCCAACAGAUUGACAGUAUCCUUACUUUCUUGUUCCCAUAUCUUCACACACUUGGAUAGUCUGAGUGGGUUCCGCAUUUUAAUAUAUGUAAUCCUAUUAUAAACCAAUUCAUAAUAGCUUUACUAUUCAUCUACUUCAGGUUUACUUCUGGUCUGUGUACAGGUUGUUUACUCCUGGUUUCACACCAAAACAUAAUAGACUUACUGCAGGUUGAAGACAGAUGAUGUACUGUACACCUACCACACGCAUGUGAGUGAUUGUUCUAUAUUCUCGCUGUAAGCUUGUGACAGGCUUACUCUAGGAUUACAACAGGCUUGUUAGGGAUUUAUAAGCAUGUUUACUAUAAGCUUACAAGUUUACUCUGGGUUUCCUAUAGGCUUCAACAAUUUUGUUAUGGUUUUAUGAAUAUAAUUACUAUGGGGAUGUUACGGGUUUACAAUGGGCUUAUAUAGGCUUGCCAUUGGGUUUAUUAUAGCCUUACAACAACUUUAAUAUACAUUUAUUAGAGGUUUCCUAAAGGCUUACAUGGGAUUUGCUAUGAUUUUACAAACCACUUUUACUAUCAGCUUGUAACUGGUUUACAGGGGGGUUCCUAUGGAUUUACUACAGGUUUGCCAUGGGUUUGCUAUACGGCUUACCACAGUUUCUUGAUAGGCUUACAACAGGUUUACUCUAAGCUUACAACCAUUUUACAAUAGGUUUUACAAUAGCCUUGCAAUAGCUUGACUAUAGGUUUAUAAUAGCUUUACCAUAGACAUACAAUGGGUUUUCUCUGGGUUUACAACAGAUUUCAUAAGCCUGCUCAUUAUAGACUUGCAACAGGUUACUGCCAGGUUUACUCUGGAUUUACAACAGGUUUACUCUAGGUUUACAUAUCAGGUCCAGCUUUCAAAUGGGGACACCUCACCCUGCCUUUUGCCUGCUGAUGUAUUAUAGGAAGACAUUUGACAGCUGGCCCGUACGCAUUUACAUAUCUUCUAACACAAGCCCAGGAAGGUUGGCCCACACACAAGGAUGCAGUCUCCCAGGCAAGCAUCUUUCCUGGAGGUACCUUGAAACAGGCAUCUCUGGUUAGUGCAUCAGCACUAGGUAGCUCCAAAUUUUGCCUCCCAAGAGCUGGGGCCAUUACUGCCCAGCUCAGAUGGAUUCUCCUCCACUGAUGCUUGUUGUAUAAUAUUGUGCAAUGGGCUCAGGUUUUGCCAAACACUGCCACUUGGUUUCAUAGCCUGGUUCUACCAGGUAUCAGGCUGUAUUAAUAGAGACUUUCUUUCACUAGCUAAUCCAUCUCCAAGGAAGUGGAGACAGUAUUAUUACAACCCGUAUUUUACCAUAGGUGGGAACUGAAGCACAGAGAGAGGAAGGGAAGCAUGUCAGGGAGAACCCAGGAGUCCCUGCUCUAACCUGCUAGACUUCAAUCCUUUCUCAGGGCUGGGUUAGAGUCCAGGUGUCCUGGCUCCUAGCCAUCAUGCUGCAAUCACCAGACCCCAUAAUGUUCCCUGAAUUGGGACUACAACCUAGGAAUUUAGUGGUUAGUGUUGGGGUAGCAGGAAGCAUGAGUCAGGAAGGAGCCACCUGCUCAAUUAACAUCCUUUUGGCUACAGCCCUAAGUAAUGUCUUCACAGUUGAAAUUUUCCUCUGAACCCAAAUUUCAGCAGUAGUUCACAGUACAGAACAAAGCAGCUAUUGAAAAAGAUGGCUGGUACCUAGGAUGGCUGCCACCAGAUUUGUGAGGAAGCACUAUACCCAGCUGUAUCUCCAUCUGAUGGGCGCUCAUUAGGCUGUUGAACCCUCUCUCUGUCCCCUCUUCUUACAUCUUAAAUAUUAACCACAAGCAAUGCAAAGGAUUGCUUGAAGAUUGCCUCUCAAGAUGGCUUGGGCAAGGUGUUAGUAGACGCUGUUCAGUAAUCACUAUUACUGACUUCCAUUUUGUUGUAAACCACUCCUAAACCUCUCCACCUCUUUAUCCCUCAGUCAUAGCUUUUAGCAAGGUCUGAAGAUCAUGGCCAAAUUGGAAGGCCAUAGGUAAUUACUGUAAUUUAGCAACAGGCAGUGGAGGUCCAGACCAAGAUGGUGACUGUUCAAGAUGGCCACCACCACACUUUGAGGAGAGGCUGUCUCACAGCCUCUUCCACUAACCUUUUCUUAGAGGAUUAAGCCCCUCUCUCUAACCCACAAUUUAACAACUGUGGGCAUGUGUAGAUCCCGAGACCAAGCUGGCUACUACUGAAGAUGGCCACUGCCGAGGUGUCAGGGGACAUACUGUAUCAUAAUGGCUGAAGGGAUUGUGUACAGGCCUAUGACUUUGUAACCUAUGAUGUGUGUAGUUUCCUUCCCCACCUUCGAGGAGUUCUUCCCCAACCUUAGCAGUGCCAUCCUUUACAAAAAAAGUGCCCCUUUUAAACAGGUUUUAAUAUCAAUGUCUUUGAACCGAGCGGUACUGUCAUUUAUGA